Mytilus trossulus (common blue mussel) is the source of this 1502-nucleotide messenger RNA. RefSeq lists its product as uncharacterized. Bases 102 to 1238 code for a protein of 378 amino acids. The record is from RefSeq and is a predicted model, not a curated record. NCBI's taxonomy places the organism in Eukaryota, Metazoa, Mollusca, Bivalvia, Mytilida, Mytilidae. The transcript is spliced from 12 exons.
CAGUAGCACGGCAGUUUUAUCCUGAUCAUCUCCCGAUACUUGGAAAAGAUACUUUAGGCCACCUUGACGUUGAUUUCAGCCACAACAAUACAAAACAAAAGAUGCAGGUGAACAUUCGGUAUCAGAUCGAAAAGAAACAGAAACAAUCAUAUAAACCUGUGUUGUACCUUAUUUUUGCAAAUAAACAAAACAUAGUUUACAAAGACGACAGAUGUCAACUGAUGGAUGAAGUCUUUGAAUAUGCAAAAAAGACAAAAUUACCAUGCCAUGUCAUCGGGAAGAAGGUACUGUUUCUGCAUGGUUCUUCAAGUCUUGUAUGUAUUCACCCUACCACUAGUGAUAAUACAAUUAAGGAAUUGGUGAAGAAAGGAUUUCGAAUUUUCGAGAGAGGGGAUACAAACACCAAUGAAAGUGAAAUCAAAUAUUUCAUCAGAAUGGCAGAAUAUGUGUUAGAUGAGAAAGUUCUGCCAGUAAUUAUUUCCAUACGUAAUGGAGGAUUGAAUGAAGACGUAUUAGUUAGUGCUAGUAGUUUAUUACUCCCAAUUAUUCGAUUGAAGAAAAGCAGCCCAGACGUUACUGUUUUGACGCUUGAAAAUGGUUCUAUUGAAAAAGCAACUGAGCAUAUGACAAAUUUGAAGACUCCUUGGAAGGUCAGAAACUCAGAAACUCAAAUUACAAUUAAAAAUGCAGAAACAAAAGAAGAAAUUUCAGCUAUCAAUGAGGUGCAAAGCAAUUUGGAUUUCGAAGCUCUCAUAUGUCAUGUGGUUAUCGGAGUCGCAAUUUCUAACAAACAAAGAGUAUACGAGAAAGACAAAGAAAUGUAUGUAAACGUAUUAUCAAUAUACCUCUUGAAGAUUGAAAAAUGGAGCAUUCCAGAAGAAGCAUUUAAGGUGGCAUUUGAUCAUCGAUCUAUUGAAUACAUUUAUGAACAGGAUUUGACUACUGCAUUUGCCAGUGGAUUACAGAGUGACUUGGAAGCUUUGUCAUGGUUAUCUGAUGUGCCAACAGAUUGGAAGGGAAAAGAUAUCAAGCGAGCAGUCUCGAAUUUCGAUGUCAUUGGACUUAUAUAUUUAGCCUUACUGCGGAAAAAGUUUUAUUCGGGGGCAACUCAGCUUAUAGAUACAGGAUUUAUUCGCAUUCGUCAUAUUUUAGUCGGAUGCAAAAUUCUACAAGAUGCUAGUAAUGAUAAGAAGAAUGAACAACUGCAUAGGGAGACAUCACAAAGGUUAAAACUGUAAGGAAAAUAUCAACUCCAUGGUAGAAAAAAACGAAAACUGAGGAAAAUACAACAGUACUAAAACAACAACAAUGAAACUAAAACCUGAACAACGCAAAGCCAACCAAAACCCGGGGAGAGUGUUACGGAAGCUUAAAAUUCCAAUUACGUAAAAUGUCAUCCUUCAGACUCGAUGCAAUAAUUUUACAACCUCUUAUUAUAUUAUAUUCCGUGAAGAACUUAAACUAUCAGAAAUUUUUCUAAAUUGUAUGUUAGUGUACAUAGA